AUGAACAUCGUCGAAUGGGCUUUCGGCAAGCGCAUGACACCUGCAGAGCGUCUGCGCAAGCAUCAGCGAGCACUCGAUCGAACGCAGCGUGAACUGGACCGCGAACGCACCAAACUUGAGAAUCAAGAGAAGAAGCUCAUUCAAGAUAUCAAAAAGAGUGCCAAAAAUGGACAAAUUGGAGCCUGCAAAAUUCAAGCCAAAGACCUGCUAUAUUCAGAAAUUCUACCAAAUGCGGACGCAAUUACAAGCCAUCUCGCUAAGAAUUCAGGUACGUCUCAUGUCCUCAACCUGCCAGAAGCGUAUGUCAAGAAGCUCACAAUGGACACGCGCCAGACCGUUCGCAGCAAUGAACAAAUGAUGCAAUCAAUGAAAGGGGCAACAAUGCUUCUGGGUAGUAUGAAUCGCCAGAUGAAUCUGCCUGCGCUCCAGCGCAUAACGAUGGAAUUCGAACGAGAGAACGAAAUCAUGGACGAACGACAGGAAAUGAUGGAUGAUGCCAUUGACGAGGCAACAGGAAUGGAAGAUGAUGAGGCAGAGGGCGAAGACAUUGUAAAGGAGGUUCUUGAUGAGAUUGGUGUUGAUUUGACUCAGGCGGUUCGUAAACCUAGCGUUCCGACUUUAUUAUUAGAUAUACUGACCGUUCCUUCCCAGCUGGGUGAGACGCCUUCUGGCGAGAUUCAAAGAGAGUCUGCAAGCAACGUUCGCGUCGCUCAGGCGAUCGGUGGAGGCGGUGGUGGUGGUGGUGCGCCUGAUGCCGGCGAUGAUGAUCUUCAAGCGCGUUUGGAUAGCCUCAGACGCUGA
Molecule: messenger RNA, 801 nt
Organism: Penicillium diatomitis
Lineage: Eukaryota; Fungi; Ascomycota; Eurotiomycetes; Eurotiales; Aspergillaceae
Product: ESCRT-III subunit protein DID4
Exons: 3
Coding region: 1-801 (266 amino acids)
Biological process (GO): late endosome to vacuole transport; endosome transport via multivesicular body sorting pathway; protein transport
Cellular component (GO): ESCRT III complex; multivesicular body
Source: RefSeq, a predicted model, not a curated record